UAUUCAAACUCUCACUCGGCCCUCCAUUCAGUCUGUCGUUUUACAUCACAGGGAUUCAAAUCAGUCGCUCCUGCUUUGCGUCCGCUUUCCCACAGGUGAUGGGCGCAGCCGGCAAACGGGCAUGACUUAACCCUACCUACUACGACUAAAAGGCCGGCUCACUGCAAUGUUAUGACGAAUGACAAACAAGCUGAAGUGGGACGACUUCAUACAUAAACUGAGAAAAGCCUGAGGGGAAAAAAAAAAAAGAAAACUUGAAGAAAACCCUCCACCUGGAUGUCUUAACCCUCUUUGUACUUUGACCCCCCACCACAGUCAGAGAAGACUUUCACCACCAACACACCUGGAGUGUUCUGCAGUGCAAGUGGGAAUGAUCAGCAAAAAAAAAAGUUAAAUGGCCUGAGGACUGAACCAAAACUGAGCCAGCAGUAGAUAUAGAGGCUGUGCAAUGAGGUCUCCUGUGUAAUAGCUGACAAGUCCCAUCAUGUUAAGGAAGAGAUUGUCAAGGUGUGCAGGCAGACUCAGCCUAGUUUCUUGACAGAAGCGGGUGUGCAUGUGUAGGAUUCAAAUGUCCUCGAUUUUCUCUGCAAGACAGAUGGCAUUGUGCUUUUAAGUAACACACCACUUCCUAAGGAUUUACCGCCGACAGACUGUUGACGGAAAAGAAUACUUCUGAGGAUAUAUAAAUAGAAUAAAUAAAAACACUGCCAAGAUGUCUCGAAGAAUAUCACUGUACAGGAAGCCAUCUGCUGGUCGGUGGCCCAGCAGGAACUCCAAGCGGAGGGAGGUGCUGUCCGUCAACAUGAUUAGUCUUCCACUGGCUGAUUUCCGCCACAUCUCUCAUAUUGGAAACGAUAUCCAUACAGACAGCUUUGGAGAUUUGUCUUUUCUGAAGAAUGGCCACAGUCUGCUUCUUCAAAGCUCCCAGAGUGAGCAGAAUCUGUUCCUGGCCUGCUCACCGCCUCCGAAGCCGCCUCGGCUGAAUCUGGAUGAGACCGACAGCACAGGCAGCCCCGACUUGUCUGAGCGCCAGCACAGCACCUCCCAGAAGAGGAAGAAAUGCAGCUCUAUGCCACUGCUGGACAGCAGGGACGGAGACAGCGAGGUGGAAAGGGAGGAUGGGCACCAAAGGGUGAAUAGUGAUGCUUCCAAUCAGACUCAGGCGCCCGAACGGAACAGUGUGAAUUCAGAUAUGGACGGGGAUUUAACGGUGACCUGGGAGAAAUCUUCUGCAAAGCAGAAGGACGAGGACAGUGGCUUUUCAUUCACCCUUGACCUGGGCCCUUCAAUCCUGGACGAUGUUCUGCAGGUGAUGGAACAACUACACAAAUAAGCAAGAUAGUAAUAAGGGAGGCUUUGGAAAGGUUUGGAAUACUCGGCACACCUCUGGGAGGACACACUCCGGACUUUCUGGACAAAAUCAAUGCAAUGAAUCUCGUUAAAAUAUCAUGGACAGAUGAACUCUGCAGCCUUUUAAGGAGCAGAACAUAUUAUGGUUACAGAACACUGGUCAAUAGCAUGUUUAUGAAGGUUCUCAGUCAUCCAGGUCAUAAUCUCAAAGGCAUUAGAAAGGCAACAGGUCAAUGGUCAAAAGCAUGGUCAAUAGCAUGUGAUAAAUAGUAAGAAUGACCCCACAUGAAAGGUAAAAAAAUCACAACUGCACAAAGUUAAUGUUCUCCUCAUUCCCACCCUUGAAGAAGUAAAGGCAGAAAGUUAAGUUUAAGUUAAUAAUUGAACUCUGGUUGAUGUCAAACUCCAAUCUGGACAUUUUAACCUUCGUUUAUAUUUUGUCUUUGCCAUUGUUUCCCCCGCAAACCACACAAUGCAGCACUGAGGACGGCUGUUAAGACUUAAGAGUGUUGUGUUUAAGAAAAGAAAAGCUACGGCUGGAAUCCAAGGUCCUCGAGCUGUGAUGUCUUGGCUCUUGGUGUGCUUGCCAAUCUAUUGUGUGCAGAGGGGCAAUUUUUACUCCGCACGCAUCCCAGAGGCCCCACUCAAAGGUAGACCAAGGUACCCCCCAUCUCCCAUUCCCAACAAUGCAGUGAAAACAAACACUUAGCUCUGCUUCCAAUAAAAGGCAGCCAGUGGUGGCAGUUUGGGCUGCAGACCAAACCAGGCCACAGGUCCAAGACCUCAGAAGAAGAAAAAAAAAAUAUGCCAGACCAAGCUGUUUUCUUAGCUGCAAAUCAGAGUCCUGUGUUCUUGUGAGUGGCGCACGAGAAGGAAAGUGGUAAAAGGUAACGUGAUACUUCCACAUAUGCAGGGGGUGUCGAGGGAGGAGGACCAGAGACAUCCAUUAGUGCAGCAAAGGUUCUGAUGAGGGUUUAAACACUACCUUCUGACCAAACAGGCCCCUGACACGUGAAAAAUACAUCCUGCCCCUCACGUAGUAAGGGAAACGCACAUGUACUGUAGGUGUAUGUCAGCACGCACAGGCAAACUUUGAUUUGUGCGGACAACUUAGGUCCAUUCUUCCUCAGGUCUACAGAGAAGACAAUCCGGACAGAGCCUCAGUCUGUGUCUUAGUGGGGGCUGCUGGGACACAUUGUGGGACAAACCAAGAGCCAGUCGAAUUCCUACGUGCCCCACGCAUCAUACAGAAAAAUAUAAGAACCACAAACGUCUUGCUUCAAGCAGCAGAUUUAGCCCCACAAAUGUCCAAACAGACACAGCAAUGUCUGUGGCCACGUCUGCCCCGUAUAUGUGUGUUUGUGCAUCUCCCAUUUUAAACUGGAUAUCGCUUCUCCUGUUUCUUGUUAUGACAAUGUCGCAUUGUGAAAUUUCUUUUGCAUUGAAAAAAUGUACUGUUUUGUACUUUGGGCAAGUAAAGAAAAAUACCACACAUA
Molecule: messenger RNA, 2846 nt
Organism: Mugil cephalus (flathead mullet)
Lineage: Eukaryota; Metazoa; Chordata; Actinopteri; Mugiliformes; Mugilidae
Product: cdc42 effector protein 4
Exons: 3
Coding region: 713-1333 (206 amino acids)
Source: RefSeq, a predicted model, not a curated record